Diversispora eburnea is the source of this 1117-nucleotide messenger RNA. Lineage: Eukaryota; Fungi; Glomeromycota; Glomeromycetes; Diversisporales; Diversisporaceae. The record is from the annotation of a GenBank genome assembly.
AUGACCGAAACAGCAGAUCAAUUACUAAGUCACGUCGUUCCGAUUUGCCAAUGGAUCCCGCAAACUUCACGUAAUCCAAGUUCAACAUUUUCUGCUUAUCCACGAUUUCCAAGUGACGUGAAGGAAUGGGUCGGAUUCUUUCGAGGUGUCAGACUUAAACAAUAUCACAUUCCAGGAGGACAAUUCCCCAUAUCCUCAACUAUCGCACAAUCUUUAAGGGUUGAAAAAGAUGCAGAAACUCGUUUUUAUUUUAAUGUUUUAGGGCCAGUUCAGACAUUACUAGGAACACAAGGAGCGACAUUUUGUGGGAGAUGUCCUGGAUUGUUGGGUUCUCCCGAUUAUAUUUUAUGCACUAAUGAUUCUACCGUUGCCAAGAUGCCUCUGGAAAUGAAAACGAGACACAAUCUGAAUUUAUGUGGUCGUCAUCUUUGGAAAAUUUAUCGAAAGGCUGACCGGGACCAAAUAACGAAUCAAAAUUUCCAAUUUAAGAAAAAGAUUUUAUCACAAGUGUUUGGUGCAAUGGCCUGUAAUGGUCUUCAUUACGGCAUAUUAUCAAAUUAUAGUGAUACAUACUUUUUCAAGAGAGAGGAAGAAAGUAAAACUACUUUGCAUGUUUCCCGUGUUGUUCAACCUAAUGAUACCAAUCCGACUUUACGCGAAUGCGUUUACUAUAUCAGCCAACUUGCUAUUAAUGAUCGUUCCGUAAUUGCAAGUUCUUCUAAGGGAAUUACUACUAUAGAUGAAUACAUAGGUGGUGGAACCUUUGGAAAAGUUUUUUCUGGCCUUUAUCAUGGUCAAGCUGUGGCCUGGAAAACCUGUGAUGCAUAUAAGGAAAAAGAAGCAAAAAAAUCAUUAAGAGUUGAAGCAAAUGUGUAUUCAAUUUUAAAGGAAUGUCAAGGUUAUGUCUAUGAUGGGUAUCUUUAUGUGUUGACAUUACAAUUAAUUGAGGAUGCUCGCCAUAUUGACCCAGCAAACCUUACGGUAGAAGAAAAGAGAACAAUUAUGCAACAACUUGAAACAAUACAUAGUUACGGCAUUUUACACAAUGAUAUCGCUCAAAGGAACAUCCUUUUAGAGCCAAAAAGUCAUCGAUUCUUUUUUAUUGAUUUCGGUCUAA